Moneuplotes crassus is the source of this 1070-nucleotide messenger RNA. Lineage: Eukaryota; Ciliophora; Spirotrichea; Euplotida; Euplotidae. The record is from the annotation of a GenBank genome assembly.
UUUUUAUGAAAUUAAUAUUGAAAAUGGAAGAUUUUGCAUUUGAAGAAAAAUACCCUCAAUUUGACUCAUAUGAUCCUAACAAGCUCCCUUGAGUUGAGAUUUUGAGGGAUUUAGGAAUUGAUCCAAGGAAAUAUCUCGGAGGAAAAGGCCCAAAACUGGUCAUGCCUUGUGACUACUUUGAUACUCAGAAAAUUAAGGAACAAGCAGUAGAAGAUUUCAAGAAAUUAAUGAAAACUUUACCAGAAAUUCCUGAUGAAGUUGCAAAAUCUGAGGAGUAUCAGUCUAUUGGGAAAGCGAAAGAAAUAAAACCUAUUAAAUAUACAAAUUUUGGAGAUGAUGCUGGAGAAGAUGAGCUUGAAGAAGUCCUUCUGGAAGAGCCUCCAUCUCCUCGAAGACAGAAAAUUAAAUCAACCAAUGGGUUCUUUAGUGAAAGCUCCUCAGAGGUCUUAGAGAUAACUAAGUCACUUGUUGAAGAGCAUAAAGAGACAUCAGGAAAUAAUGACAAUAAGCCUGAACAGGUUGAGCCUCCUUCUAUGUUUGAUCUCCUACGAAACUUAGAAGAGGAAAAUAAAGCUCAAGAAAAUAUUUCUCCGAAUGAAGCCCACUCUCUCGAUGACAGUUUCAACAGUGAUGAUGUUCUUGAAGCUCUGGAUGCAAAAGAUGACGAGACCCAAACAGCAGCAGACACCGAACUGAAGACGUUAGAUAACAUGAAUGAGGAAGAAUUUCGUCAUGAGAUAGAAUCUGUCCUCUUACCAAACCUGAACUUAGAGACAAGUUUGGCUCUUUCAUCAAGCCCGAAGGAUGAACUUGUUUCUGACAAGAAGCCUGAAUCUAAAUUUGACCUGAUGAAAGAGAUCCAAAGCUUAAAAAGUCACCCGAAGCAGGACGAAGAGUCAAAGGAAGAGAAUACCUUCAAGGUAAACACAGAGUUGAACAACAACUUCCAGGAUAUUGUAGCUGUAAAGAUCCGUGAAGCAGAAAUCCCUACUUAUGUAUCUGAUGAAGAGGAAGAGAAGGAACAAGAGGAGCCAGCAGAGUAUACCGAGGUUAUGAAGUUUGAAUUUUAG